This is a messenger RNA of Poecilia latipinna (sailfin molly), 1900 nucleotides long. RefSeq names its product aldehyde dehydrogenase 1 family, member L1 (gene aldh1l1). Gene Ontology annotation, biological process: biosynthetic process. Gene Ontology annotation, molecular function: oxidoreductase activity. NCBI's taxonomy places the organism in Eukaryota, Metazoa, Chordata, Actinopteri, Cyprinodontiformes, Poeciliidae. The coding region runs from base 168 to 1865 and encodes 565 amino acids. The transcript has 14 exons. The record is from RefSeq and is a predicted model, not a curated record.
GGCCUGCCCUGUCCAAUCGCUCUGCUGCUUUUGCACGUUAUGUAAUUGAGGCGCCUGCAUGUGAGACUGAAAGAAGGGAAUUUAAAGCAACUUUUCUCUUCUGCUCAUUGCUUCCCAGCAAGAGGAGAACCAAGUCUGCAGCAGGAAAUAACAUCAAGGUCCCGAGAAUGAAGAUUGCAGUCAUCGGUCAGAGCCUGUUCGGCCAGGAGGUUUACAAGGAGCUGCGGAAGGACGGCCACACCAUUGUCGGGGUUUUCACUAUUCCAGACAAGGAUGGCAAGGCCGACCCGCUGGCCACGGUGGCAGAGAAGGACGGCGUCCCUGUUUUUAAGUUCCCCUGGUGGCGAGUGAAGGGUCAGGCCAUCCCAGAGGUGGUGGACCGGUACAAGGCUACAGGAGCAGAACUCAAUGUCCUGCCCUUCUGCUCCCAGUUCAUCCCCAUGGAGGUCAUUGACCACCCCAAACAUGGCUCUAUUAUCUACCACCCCUCGCUGCUGCCUCGCCACAGGGGAGCCUCGGCAAUCAACUGGACCCUCAUCCACGGAGACAAGAAGGGAGGCUUCACGGUGUUCUGGGCUGAUGAUGGACUUGAUACUGGACCGAUUUUGCUGCAGAGAGAGUGUGAUGUUGAACCUAAUGACACUGUCAACACAAUCUACAAGAGAUUUCUCUUCCCAGAGGGCGUCAAAGGCAUGGUAGAAGCGGUCAGACUGAUCACCAAAGGGAAGGCCCCAAGGAUCACACAACCUCAAGAGGGAGCCACUUAUGAGUGCAUUCAGAAGAAAGACAAUUCGAAGAUUGACUGGAACCAGUCGGCUGAGGCCAUUCACAACUGGAUCAGAGGAAAUGACAAAGUGCCUGGGGCCUGGGCAGAGCUUGACGGACAGAAAGUGACCUUCUUUGGCUCCACUCUGGUGGACAACGGCACUGCGGCCAAUGGCCAGCCUCUGGACAUUCCUGGAGCCAGCCAGCCUGGCAUCGUCACCAAGACUGGUCUGGUGCUGUUUGGAAAUGACGGAAAGACGCUGCUGGUGAAGAAUCUGCAGUUUGAGGAUGGCAAGAUGAUUCCAGCAGCCCAGUACUUCUGCUCCGGGGGCAGCACAGCUGUGGAGCUCACAGAGGAAGAGAAAAGCUUUGCUGAGCAGAUGAGGGCGGUAUGGAAGAGUAUCCUGACGAAUGUCAGCCAGAUUGAAGAUUCUACAGAUUUCUUCAAGUCUGGUGCAGCUUCAAUGGAUGUGGUCAGGCUGGUUGAGGAAGUGAAGCUUCGUGCCAGCGCCUGCCAGCUGCAGAACGAGGACGUCUACAUGAACACCACCUUCCAGGAUUUCAUCCAGAUGUGUGUCAGGAAACUCCGCGGGGAGGACGGCGAGGAAGAGCUCGUGGUUGACUAUGUGGAAAAGAACAUCAACAACAUGACGGUAAAGAUCCCCCAUCAGCUGUUCAUCAACGGAGAGUUUGUGGAUGCAGAGGGAGGAAAGACCUACAAGACCAUCAACCCCACUGAUGGCACGGCCAUCUGUGAAGUGUCUCUGGCCCAGAUCAGUGAUGUGGACAAAGCAGUCGCUGCUGCUAAGGAGGCGUUCGAAUCGGGGGAGUGGGGCAAGAUGAACCCAAGGGACAGAGGAAGACUCAUCUACAAACUGGCGGACCUGAUGGAGGAACACCAGGAUGAGUUAGCUACUAUUGAAGCUAUGGACUCUGGAGCCGUUUACACUUUGGCCCUCAAGACUCACGUGGGCAUGUCCAUCCAGACGUUCCGUUAUUUUGCUGGCUGGUGUGACAAGAUCCAAGGCAGCACCAUUCCCAUCAACCAGGCCAGACCCAAUCGCAAUCUGACUUUCACCAAGAAGGAACCAAUUGGGUGAGGAUCAUUUUUUUCAAAUAUUUUUUCGUUUCUUAA